Messenger RNA from Drosophila kikkawai, 1230 nucleotides. It is a transcript of the gene Fnta, whose product is annotated as farnesyl transferase alpha. NCBI's taxonomy places the organism in Eukaryota, Metazoa, Arthropoda, Insecta, Diptera, Drosophilidae. Gene Ontology annotation, biological process: protein geranylgeranylation; protein farnesylation. Gene Ontology annotation, molecular function: protein farnesyltransferase activity; CAAX-protein geranylgeranyltransferase activity. Gene Ontology annotation, cellular component: protein farnesyltransferase complex; cytoplasm; CAAX-protein geranylgeranyltransferase complex. The record is from RefSeq and is a predicted model, not a curated record.
UUGUGCCAGUUGGUCACACUUAUUCAGCGGCUGAUAAAACAUCACGGCAAGCAAAAAGUCAACACUAUUCCACUUGUAUCCGCGCCCAGCAGCAUUUCAUUAGAUAUCCAUUAAACAAGAUGGGCGACAGCUCGGACGAGGAGUACCUGGGCACGGACUGGCUGCCAUACAGCGCGCGCUCCGAGUGGGCGGACGUAGAGCCGCUGGCCCAGGAUGACGGUACCAAUCCGGUGGUGUCCAUUGCCUACAGCCAGAUGUUCCGUGAGGUGUUCGACUACAUGCGUGCAGUGAUUGCGCGUGGCGAGAAGUCUCAGCGCGCUCUGGACCUCACCACGGAUGCACUGCGCCUGAACCCGGCCAAUUACACGGUGUGGCAGUACAGACGUGACAUUCUGCGCGAACUGAAGGCCGAUCUGAACGCUGAGCUGGACUAUUUGAGCGAGGUAAUUGGCCAGAAUGCCAAGAACUAUCAGGUGUGGCACCACCGGCGCGUCAUUGUCGAGAUGCUGAAUGAUCCCAGCAACGAGCUGGAGCUCACGGAGAAUGCCCUGGUAAAUGAUGGCGAUGCCAAGAACUACCAUGCCUGGCAGCACCGCCAGUGGGCCAUACGCACCUUCAACCUCUAUGAUGAUGAACUGAACUUUGUGGACCGUUUAAUUAGCGAGGACCAACGCAACAAUUCAGCCUGGAACCAGCGCUUCUUUGUGAUCAAGCAUUUUGGUUUCUCGCCGGAUCUAAUCCAGCGGGAGCUUACCUACACGAUGAAUAGGAUUCGGAUUAUCAAGAACAACGAGAGUGCCUGGAACUAUCUGGUCGGUGUGAUGCGACAGGGUGGCAAAGGCCAAGGACUGAGCAGUUACCCAGAGGUGGUGGCCUUCGUGGAGGAGAUCUAUCAGGCCGGCAACCGGUCUCCGUAUUUGUUGGCCUUCCUUGUCGAUUUAUACCAAGAGCAGGCUUUGAAUCAAAAGGUUAGCCAAAGCGAUCAGUUGGCCCGCAAGGUCUACGGUCUGUGCGAGGAGCUGUCCACCAAGCACGAUGUUAUCCGUCGCAAGUACUGGCAGUAUGUGGCCACCCAUUUAAAGAACCAGCUGAGCAAGGCCGCCGAGCAGCAGCAGGAGCAGCAGCAUUAGUAGGUCCCAGUUCCAGCAAUUUUUUUGCUUAGUUUUAAGUCCACAUACGACGUACUUAGGUCUUCUUUAUACAUAAAUAAAAUGUAAUUUACCAUAAAAA